GUGUCUGUGUCACCUACGUUGGAGUGCAGUGGUAUGAUCAUAGCUCACUGCAACCUUGAACUCCUGGGCUCAAGCAAUCCUCCUGUCUCAGCCUCCUGAAUAGCUAGAACCACAGGCACAUGCUACCACACGAGGCUAAUUUUUAAUUUUUUUUUUUUUAAGAUGGAGUCUUGCUCUGUCACCUGGGAUGGAGUGCAGUGGCACAAUCUCUGCUCACCGCAACCUCUGCCUCCCGGGUUCAAGCGAUUCUCCUGCCUCAGCUUCCCAAGUAGCUGGGACUACAGGUGUGUGCCACCACACCUGGCUAAUUUUUUGUAUUUUUAGUAGAGAUGGGGUUUCACUGCGUUAGCCAGGAUGGUCUCGAUCUCCUGACCUUGUGAUCUGCCUGACUAGGCCUCCCAAAGUGCUGGAAUUACAGGUGUAAGCCACUGCACUCGGCCUAAUUUUUUAAUUUUUUUAAGAGACAUUUCUUGCUAUGUUGCCCAGGCCGGUCUUGAACGCCUGGCCUCAAGCAAUCCUCCAGCCUUGGCUUCCCAAAGCAUUGGGAUUACAGGUGUGAGCCACUGGGCCCUGUCAAAAGAGAUCUUUCUACAACAUAAGACUCAUUGUGAUACCUCCCUGCUAAAAAGAACCUUUAUUUUUUUAGUUUAAAGACCAUAGUCCUUACUGUGGCCUAGUAGGCUCUGUGUGAUCUCACUUCCGCCUACCUCUCCACCUUCCCCUCUCAUCCUUUGUCCUCUCUGUUCCAACCAAACGAGCCUUCUUUGUUACUCAAUGCACCAUGUUCCUUUCCCCCCAGGACCUUUGCACUUGUACCUUGCUUCAUCCUGGCCAAUUUCUACUCAUUCUUCAGAGCUCAGCUCAAAUCUCCCCUUUUCUGGAAAGCCCUCCUUGGCCCUCCAGGCUAGUUUAGGUGGUACUCACCACAAUAGUAAUUUUAGAGCUAUUUAUACAUUAUUUAAUUCCUGUGUCUCCCUGGAUAGAGAUCAUGCCCUCCUGUUCAUCCCUGCCUAAGAAUCACGUAAAGCAAAACUUGGCAUAGAAAAGGUGCUCAGGAAGUUUUUGUUGAAUGACCACAGGAGUGCUUAGCCCUUACCACAUUACAUGAAAUCUGCAGUUUACCUGGUUUCUCUCACACCAGCCUGUGAGUUUCCGGAAAAAACUCACAGCCUGUGAGUACAGGAUCCAGCCCCAUGCUUGACCUUUCAUGGGCUCAGCAGGGGUUUUCUGAGCAGGAGAGACAUUGUGAUGUGCUGCCCGGAUCCCCCAUCACUGAGGACUUAGGACAGACACCAGCUACUAGGAGUGCUGUUAGCACAAAGCCUGUAAUGUCAGCUUCUCCACAGACAGGGCCAUCUUGGCCCUUGUUGCCCCACUUGCCAGGUGGCCCCACAUCCAAGGACUGAUAAAGGCAGGGUGACCUGGCCAUCUUAGCUCAUCUGAUGGGCUACUCUAGCUCCAGAGUCCCUGUCGAGUCAGCUAAAACUGUCUUGGGGCCUGCAUGGAGCUCACUACUUUCCCCCUCUGCCACUCCUGUUCCCUCCCAUCCUUCCCACGCGUGUUGAUCCCAAGGGUGCUCCCUCAUAAACAUCCUGCACUCCAAUCUCCAUCUCAGAAUCUGCUUCCAGGAACCUAACCUGCAACAGGCCCUCUCGGUCCUCUCUUCUUCUCCCAGCCAUCACUUUCAGGGAACAUGCAUUCAUUCACCUGAAGUUUGCAGGCACCAUUCAACUGUUAAAAGUGUUUCGCAUCCGUUUUUCUAUUACUUCCAUCUUAUACCAACUAGCUCCACUUAACAUGUGGAGAAACUGAGGUCGGAGUGGGGGCGUGACCAGGCCAGCCUAAGGCCGCUGCACUAAUGAGAAGCUGAGCUCUCGGAUUUUUGCCUCCCUGUCCCUGCCAAAUCGCUGCUUCCUGGGACAAGAGGGAGCCUCACUGAAACGAACUCCAGUCUCAGGGGACAGAAUCCUGAAACCCUGGCUCUGGGGUCCGGGGCAGGGGGGCGCUGCCUCAGGACAGACGGGGAAACUGAGGUCCAGAGCCAGGCAUCCACCCGCCUGCGGAGGAGAACGAGAACGGGGCGCGUCCUGCCUUGCGGACCGAGCGGCGCCAGAGCCGCCUCCUCCCGCCCUCCGCGCCGGAUCCCCCCGCCCCGUCUUUGCCCUCGCGACGCCGCCACCUCGGGAACAAGCCAUGGUGGCGGCGACGGCGGCAGCGGCGUGGCUGCUCCUGUGGGCUGCGGCCUGCGCGCAGCAGGAGCAGGACUUCUACGACUUCAAGGCGGUCAACAUCCGGGGCAAACUGGUGUCGCUGGAGAAGUACCGCGGCUCGGUGUCCCUGGUGGUGAAUGUGGCCAGCGAGUGCGGCUUCACAGACCAGCACUACCGAGCCCUGCAGCAGCUGCAGCGGGACCUGGGUCCCCACCACUUCAACGUGCUCGCCUUCCCCUGCAACCAGUUUGGCCAACAGGAGCCUGACAGCAACAAGGAGAUUGAGAGCUUUGCCCGCCGCACCUACAGUGUCUCAUUCCCCAUGUUUAGCAAGAUUGCAGUCACCGGUACUGGUGCCCAUCCUGCCUUCAAGUACCUGGCCCAGACUUCUGGGAAGGAGCCCACUUGGAACUUCUGGAAGUACCUUGUAGCCCCAGAUGGAAAGGUGGUAGGGGCUUGGGACCCAACUGUGUCAGUGGAGGAGGUCAGACCCCAGAUCACAGCGCUCGUGAGGAAGCUCAUCCUACUGAAGCGAGAAGACUUAUAACCACUGCGUCUCCUUCUCGACCACCUCAUCCCGCCCACCUGUGUGGGGCUGACCAAUGCAAACUCAAAUGGUGCUUCAAAGGGAGAGACCCACUGACUCUCCUUCCUUCACUCUUAUGCCACUGGUCCCAUCAUUCUUGUGGGGGAAAAAUUCUAGUAUUUUGAUUAUUUGAAUCUUACAGCAACAAAUAGGAACUCCUGGCCAAUGAGAGCUCUUGACCAGUGAAUCACCAGCCAAUACGAACGUCUUGCCAACAAAAAUGCUGGCAAAUAGAAGUAUAUCAAGCAAUAAUCUCCCACCCAAGGCCUCUGUAAACUGGGACCAAUUAUUACCUCAUAGGGCUGUUGUGAGGAUUAGGAUGAAAUACCUGUGAAAGUGCCUAGGCAGUACCAGCCAAAUAGGAGGCAUUCAAUAAACAUUUUUUUGCAUAUAAACCAAAAAAUAACUUGUUAUCAAUAAAAACUUGCAUCCAACAUGAAUUUCCAGCCGAUGAUAA
Molecule: messenger RNA, 3253 nt
Organism: Symphalangus syndactylus (siamang)
Lineage: Eukaryota; Metazoa; Chordata; Mammalia; Primates; Hylobatidae
Gene: GPX7
Product: glutathione peroxidase 7
Biological process (GO): response to oxidative stress
Molecular function (GO): glutathione peroxidase activity
Source: RefSeq, a predicted model, not a curated record